Anneissia japonica is the source of this 2108-nucleotide messenger RNA. Its product is annotated as very-long-chain (3R)-3-hydroxyacyl-CoA dehydratase 2-like. Gene Ontology annotation, molecular function: 3-hydroxyacyl-CoA dehydratase activity. The record is from RefSeq and is a predicted model, not a curated record. Gene Ontology annotation, biological process: very long-chain fatty acid biosynthetic process; sphingolipid biosynthetic process; fatty acid elongation. Lineage: Eukaryota; Metazoa; Echinodermata; Crinoidea; Comatulida; Comatulidae. Gene Ontology annotation, cellular component: endoplasmic reticulum membrane. Bases 47 to 742 code for a protein of 231 amino acids. The transcript is spliced from 6 exons.
GGCGAACUCAGCUGUAGUUUGGUUCUUUUUUGGAAGAGUGAGAUGAAUGAUGGCCUCGGAUAAUUCCAGCAAGAAAGGCUUGUCGGGGGUUGCUACAGCGUACCUUGUUCUGUACAACGUUAUUCUUUGUGCAGGAUGGGCAAGUGUUGGUGUUAUCGGAAUGAAGCAUUAUAUGUCGACCAAAAGCUUUGUUGGUGCCUAUGAUGCAUUUGAAGUGCCACUAAAAGUUUUUCAGACUGCAGCUCUGCUGGAGAUUUUUCAUGCUGCUAUUGGAAUUGUUUCAUCGAACAUUGUACUAACAGCAUUUCAAGUGAUGUCGCGACUGAUGCUGCUGUGGUCGGUUACGCACAGCGUACCACAGGUUCAAGAUGAAGUAAGUGUUACUAUGUUCGUUGUUGCCUGGACGACCACAGAAGUGAUCCGUUAUGCAUUUUAUACAUUUGGUCUGCUAAAUCGUUUACCUUACAUACUGACAUGGUGCCGCUAUACUUUUUUCAUCAUCUUGUACCCAAUAGGAGUCUGUGGAGAACUGCUGACAAUAUAUGCUGCAUUGCCCAUUGUGAAAAGCAACAGUUUAUACUCUGUAACGCUGCCAAAUAAAUUCAACAUAUCAUUCAAUUACUACUAUGCUCUCAUCUUCUUCAUGGUGCUGUAUCUCCCAAUUUUUCCGCGAUUAUACUCACACAUGAUCAGACAGAGGAAGAAGGUUAUCGGUGGAAUAACAAGAAGUAAACAAGACUAAAGAAUUCCUGAGCCUGAGCCUUUUUACCUGAUUUUGCUAUUCAGUAAUAGAAUUUUAAAUUGAAACGUGUGCUUAAAUUCUGAGCUGCAGCCGUUAACAUAAUGUUUAUGAUAUAAAGGUGCACUUUACUUUGCAUAUGGGCUAUUUUGCACAAAUUGAAAGCCAAAUUUGGGUAAAAAACAAUGUGGUAGAUUUUGAUCAUGGCAUUUAAAAUGCAUAUGUUGUCCACUGAGAAAUUAGAACAAAGAAUACAUUCUUUAUGUUGAUUUGCUCAUUUUGUAGAAUCACGAACGUUAUUAUUUUGAGCAUUAAACAAGUACUGACUUGUGCUGACAAUUUCUAAAUUUUACAUUUUACUCAACAUGUAAAAUGAUAUAAAAUUAACAUUCUGCAGAAUGUAGUUUUUCUAAAGUUUGCUGUGAAUAUUAGUAAAACAUUCCGUAAAAAAAACCCGCUUUACUCAUGACUAUUAAAUAUUGUUUCAGGAAUCAUAAAUUCUUAUACAAAAAUAUAACAACAAUGAUGUGGAUAUUAACAGUGAUUAUCUAUAACUGUUUGAAAUAAUAAUACAAAAUAAACAUCUAGAAUUGAUGUUGUAAUAUUGAAUGUAGUAAAGAUUUGAAUGAUGUUGUGCAACCAAUUUAUGAAUCUAAUGACCUUGGUAAUAAAAUAAACUGGUGGGAAGGUAUCAGUGGUGUAUAUAGGGUGUGCUAAACCCCAAAAGCUUGUUCCCUCCCCGUCCCCACAUUCAAAAUGUCCGAAGCAAAAAAAAAUUGUGCUCAUGUAGUUAAAAGUCAUGUCAUACCAUCUUAUUUUGCAACCUAGCAUCCCCUAGCUUAAGCCCCCACCUUCAUUUCCCCCUCCUUCCCAAGACUCUAGAUACGUCACUGGUUGUAUAAAGUGCAACAAUUUUUGAAUAACGUAAUGAAAACAGAUUACAGAUAUCAGUGUGCUAAAGUUUUGUACAGGACUAGAAGAAAUCUUUUUUUUUUACAUUACAGUAUUACUGUACUGUAUUUAGCAUCUAAUGACAUUUUAUUUGAAUGUUGUGGACGCAUUCUCAAAAUGAUUGAACUGGAGUGUUGCUGGGGAAGUUACUAGAUUUUCCCACAUAUUUUUAUGUAUGCAGUUUGGCUGUGCUGAUUACGGUAAUUUUCUUCCUAAAGAGCAACUUUAAACAUUCCCGGUUAUAUCAUUGAUCAUCCAAAUGUAAACUUUAGGUACUGUUGAAUUUGACACAUGUCUGGAACGGUUACCUUAAAUCUUAUAUUGCCAGGUUCUAAUUGCAUCUGUAAUGUACAAUAGAAAUAAAAUGCAGUUUUGAUGUUUACAAUAAUCAAAAAUAAAUUUGUGAUAAUAUCAUGUU